Molecule: messenger RNA, 6686 nt
Organism: Chara braunii
Lineage: Eukaryota; Viridiplantae; Streptophyta; Charophyceae; Charales; Characeae
Source: the annotation of a GenBank genome assembly
GCUGCCACUUGAUCGGUUGAGUAGGGGACCAGCCGGACACAUUUAUUUUUAGAAGAKUAGGUGCCGGUCAGACACAUGUUGUGGUAGGACUCCAACAGGGAGUUGUAGUACAGAUAGUGUUUGCCUAGUUGAUGAGUGGGUCAGACACCGAUGAGGGUAGAGUUGACGAUGCGAGGCUGACACGUUCGAGAUCACUUAGGGUCCCAGACGUGUUUCAAGCUCUACGGUCGGGGGACGAAAGACGGCUUCGUGUCGAAGUUAGAGCCCGUGCUUACGCAGCAGCGAGGGAAACAGGACUAGCUGCAAGUCAGGCGUCGGCAGCAGCAAACRCUGCAGCUAGGGAACGGGCAACAGCAGCCAGUGCAACAGCAAUGGCUACUGCCACAGCCUCCUCUGCUGCAUCCUCGUCUGGGACCCUGUUGGGAAUGCCCUCUGGGCCCACGGGUAGUUCCGAAUCAGUCUGUCAGCGGGACAAGCCGCGAACUCAAGCACCGCUUGGGUUGCUGAAGCCCUUACCUAUCCCCGCUGGUCCGGGACAGAGUGUUUCCGUGGACUUCAUGGACACCCUGGUAACCAGUAGGAGUGGCAAGAGGCACAUCUUUGUCAUCGUAGACCGAUUCACCAAGUAUGCUAGACUAAUUGCCAUGCCAGAGACGACGUGGACUGAACACGUCAUCAAGUUGUUUAUGGACAAUGGGGUGCGUCAUUUUGGACUGCCAAAGCCAAUCGUCAGUGAUAGGGAUGUCCGCUUUACAAAGGCAGCAGAAGCAAAACGUCAGCGACUUGCGCAAGAGGCGGCGGCCCAAGCUCAGUGGACUGUUGAGGCUGACGCAACGGCUCGAGACAAGUGGAACUCCGCCAACACGGAAUCCUUGAUUCAGAAUGAGAAUCAGUGGACAACACUACUCCAAGGCAUGAUCUUUGUGCCUACGGACGAGCAGGCGGAUCUGACACCGACGGAGGAAGAAAGGAGUAACCUGGCUAACUUGAUGUUGUGUAUGAUGAAGACGGUAAUGUGGAACAACACGAUGCAGACAGUGCACGCACACACUGGACGGAAGCUCAGACAGACUCAUGAGAGAGAGUCUUCAACAUUGACAGCCGCCAUCCGCGCAGCAGCACAACAUCAGCAACAACAGCAACAGUUGUUGGCAUCCACUAUCACACGCGUCAACAACAUUGAGGUUAAGCCCUCAGCAGUGCCAGGCUGCACGACAAACAUAGCGAAGCAGCCCGGAGAGCGCAUUGACCAUGUCGUCAACAUCAUCGGCGACCUGGGUGACUUUACUAGUCCUGCCACGAUCAGCAACACGGCCGCCAUCAAGACGGACAUCACCAAACUGCAGACACGAUCGGAAAUAGCUGCUAAGACAUUCAAGAUGCCACACUUCAACAUCGCCAAGUUCGACGACUACAACAAAACGGAUGCGUUAGCAUGGUGGCAAGCCUUCGUCACCGAAGCUGCCUGCCACCACGUACCAGAUGACCUGAUGAUGACAACACUCUACCUCCAACUCAUUGGAGGAGCACAGGCAUUCAUGAACCACAAGGCGGCCAAUCUGGGAACCACCAUCGUCGACCUGCACAAGCACAUCACGUGGGAGCAGCUCGAGCAAAUGUGGCACACUCGAUUCAUGGUCCGAAACGUAGUGAAUGUGGCCAUGAACGAGGUCUACUCCAACUCGCAAGGGAACAUGUCAACACGAGACUGGACGAUCAAGUGGCAGAAGGACCUCGACCCGCUCACGAGAGAGGACUUCUCUUGGAUGCCUCUACCCUCGACCGGAUCCUUGCCAAAACCGCAUUGUAACGCCUUGAUGGCAGAUCUACGCUCCUACUUGCAUGUUGCAAUACCAGCUCCGUUGACGGACGACGGAGUAGUGAUUGUCGAUCUCCGCUCCUAUCUUGAGAAGAUUGACCGUGAGUACGCCACCCAAAGCGGUCCCAUGGUGGACAAGCGGGCGGCCACGCUGCCGUCCAAGUACGACGGGAAGGUUGACAUCACCUCUUGGAUUAGUUCCAUGCGGUCGUACUUCGAGGUCAUGCGGACACCGCAAGAGGACCGAAGUAUGAUCAUGGGAACUAAUACCGAGCCUGCCGUACGAAACCACAUUGAGCUUCAAGUUGUUGCUGCAGGUUAUGCACGCAUAGACCUGACUGAUUGGCUGAAGGUCACCCCUGUUCGCACCCUUGAGGAUCUUCUCCUUGACCGGUAUCAGGAUAAACAUGCUGCGCUCAAGGCUAGACUGAAGCUUGAGGCCCUCAAGGGCCAAACAUGGAGGUCAUCCAUGCAGGCUUUGGAACAGCACUUGACUGGUCUAUUCACCACUCCGAAUCUAGGAAUGACUGACGUGUCUUGCAUGAAUGUAGUCAUGGGAGUGGCCCCUAAAGAAUACCUCUCCCUGCUAGCACUCAAAGACCAUGCUACCUGGCGGGAGCUCAUGAAGGACCCAGUCGACCUAGAGGCCAAGGACCUCGCCAGGCGCAAGAAGGCACCCGCUGCAGGUGGGAAACCACAACGCAAGCGGUUUGGAAGCAGCAACCAGCUUGCACUGCAUGAUCAUCGGGAGGCCGACGAUCAGUCCUAUGCGGAUGAUCUGUCUCUAGAUGACGAUCUAGAGCCGGACUCCGAUACGGGCUGAUUGCUAUCGUCUUCAGGGAAACAGGCAAGGGGCGUAGAGGAGUCAUCAGCACUCUCUACAGCAAGGGAAGUUGGGAAGUCAGUUGCAGGCCCUUCCGAGGAGCCUGAAUCUGAUCAGCAGCGUUCUCUUGAAGCCCAAACUAAUGUUGAAUCGAAGGCUGACGCAGUCCAAGUAUUGUACACUGAGCCUUGGGAGGAGUCUAAAGAGGUCGACCUCCACGCCCAUAUGAAGCAUUGGCUGCAGCUCAAGCAGCAACGCCGUGUUCAAGGGAGCGUGGAGCUGAUUUUCUUUAAACUACUCAUUAACCGCCGAUACAUCCGUGUGCUGAUUGACAGUGGUUCGACCACUAAUUUCUUCUCUCCGAACGGGAUUCGUAAGGCGGGCCUGGGUAUGAAGCAAGUGGAACUGCAGAACCCUUGCCGGACUCAGGUGGGCAACCAAGAGGUUGUCACUCCUACUCAUGCUGUCAAAGGUGUGCGCAUCAAAGAUCGCACUGUCACACAUGAGCUGAAUUUCUAUGUUCUGGACAAGUGUCCUUUCGACGCGGUCAUUGGCUUGGGCUGGCUMAAGGCUCAUUGCCUAAGGACCACGUGGGCAGACAACCAGUUCGUUGUACUUGAUGCCAAGGGGAACGAGCGUACCGUCUUACUAGACGAGACGCGUGAGUCCCCUGUGACUCUUCUCAGUGCUAACAAAUUCUGCAGCAAGUCCAUGGAGGAGCACGUCAAGCAUCUCGAGGAGGUCUUGCAAGUCCUCAAAGAUGCUCAACUGCACCUCAACUUGGAGAAAUCUGAGUUUGGCAGGGACAGCGUCAUCUACCUUGGACAUCGGUUGUCUGCAAGCGGUCUUGAGCCGGAGGCAACCAAGGUUGAGGUUAUCCGCAACUGGCCUCAACCGGCGAAUGUACGCGAGCUGCGUUCUUUUCUUGGUUUGGCUUCUUACUACCAGAAGUUUGUGCCUAAGUUCUCUGUCAUUGCUCACCCACUCUCACGCCUUACUAGUAAGAAUGUUGCCUAUGCGUGGUGUGAAAAGUGUGAGACUGCGUUCCAAGCCUUGAAAGAGGCUUUGGUCCACAGGCAUAAGCCUUAUGGCCUACCGAGACCUCUCCCCAUUCCUGAUGGACCCGGUGAAUCGAUUUCCAUCGAUUUCACGGAUAUGGGAAAGGUGAGUGAGGCUGGGAAUUCACAAGUCAUGGUCAUUGUGGACCGCUUCUCCAAAUUUCCGAACUUGAUUCCUCUCCCUCCUCACGCCCCGACUGAACUUGUAAUAGAAGAAUUCCAUCAGCAGUACAUUCUGCAGUCCGGCGUCCCGAAAACUAUUGUGAGUGAUCGGGACACCAGAUUCAUCAGCAAAGAUUGGAAAGACUUCACGUCUCAGAUCUACGACAUCAAACUGGACAGGACUUUUGGUCGACACCCCGAAGCCAACGGAUUGGCUGAGGAGAUCAACCAGACUGUCAUCCAAUUGCUUCGCGCACUAAUUGUUCCAGAUCAGAACAAGUGGGACAAGGAAUUGCACAAAGUGAAGGGGUUGUACAACAAUUCCAUCCAUUCUGCGACUGGUGUGACACCAAACCAAUUGCAGUAUGGAUGGCCUAUGCGUAAUCCCCUCUCCUAUCUGUCCCCCGAACGGUCACCUGGUCUGAUGCCCGGCAUGCCUGGCUACAAUGCCAAGUACGCACUCUUGCUCAAAGCUGCUACAGUAGCUAUGAACAAGCGCCAGCAUGCCAUGAUCAAACAUGCCAAUAAGCUGUGCAAAGAGGAAAAAUUCAAAGUAGGGGAUUAUGUUUGGGUCAAAAUGUCUGAGUUUUCUGAUGAAGAGGGCAUAUCACAGAAGCUUCUUCCACUGUACUACGGCCCUUGGCAGAUUCUGAAGGUUGAGAGGGUCAGCCUUACAGCCAGCAAGGAGUAUGCUCUUGAAAAGGCUUUGGAUAAGAUGGUUUCUGACUGGGACGGGCGUUUGCCGAUCGCGAUGGCAAUCUCGGAGUGGAUGACCCCGGGACUUUGGCGCGAACGCAUUGCGUACCCUUUCCCUCCAUGCUUGCUGCGUGUCUCCGGGUGUCGAAAGUUCACUGUCAUUGACGGUGCGACGAGAAACGACUUUGAGAGUGAUCCGUGGAUGACGGUCGUUCCGUUCUACAUCACUCCCGUCAACUUGUGGCAGGAGAAUGAAUUGGACCCGGGUGACGAACAACAUGCCCGGACUGUGGGGAGCGGUCAAGGGUCUGGUGGCCGUGGUCAAGGGUCUGGUGGUGGUCCGAGCGGUCGAGGGUCUGGUGGUGGUCAGCGGACCCGCACACAAGAUACAGUGCGGGAGGCAGGUUCGGGGGAGAGGUAUGUGCAUGGACAGGCAGAUAAAGUUCCCGUCAUAGACUACAAAGAUAAAUUCUGGAUGUUGGACUGGGUGGGCGAGGCGGGGCAGGCUGGAAGUGGUUUGAUGUUGUACGUGGUGUUCAGAGAAGAUAUUAGACCGAUAGGUGGUAUUCAGUCUUGGGCAGGGAGGGAUGGUCCGCUCGCCACUUUCGAGUUAACUAUGCAACUCAACGGCAAAGGCCACAAAGUUGCAGAGAUGAACCAUGUUGUUCUCAUGUGGAGAAACCACAAGGGAUAUGAAAAUCAGAUCCGGCUGCGGCUUGCUCGACUCAAUCCAAAUGUUUCUCCAUCGAGAGUGGACAUAAGGACGAACGAGGUUUUUCAGGAGCUCAAGGCAUUGCGAAGACUUGAGUACUUGGAAGAAUUUUAUGACAGACAAACAAGCCCGACAUUUGGAUAUAACUGGCGCAUUGAUCAGGGCGACGAGACCGGUGGGAAAAGGGGACAAGGCCCUAGCGGUGGAGCGAGUGGAGAGGGAGGUGAACACCCAAGUGGUGACGAGGGCGGAGGUGACGAGGGAGGAUGUGAUAAGGGAGGUGAUAAGGGAGGGAGUGGUGAGGGUGGAGGAACAUCUGAAGCGCCUGGGUAUAGUCAGCCAACAACAGGCACAUCAGAAGGGCAAGCCCAUCGUCACCAUGAGAGAAGCGCUAGUGGUGUAGGAGGGCACAUCGACAUUCGUGGUUUGCCGCAGGUCAAGCUGGCUACUGCAGUGGAACAGGUUGACGAAGGAUGUGAAGGUGGGCAAAGUGUCACCACAACACUCACAACUGUCACAGUGACAGAUAAUGAAUGGUGUGAUGGCAGUGGCGCAAGUGUCUUCCCCGUAGGCGAGAAGGGCAAUAUUGGUAGCCCACAAGGCCAUAUGUGGAUUUCUAUGGAUAUUUUGCCAUAUGGGUUGGGAAGCCAAGGGCGGCUCAGGGCAUCAUUGGAUGAAACCAUGUAUCUGGCGGAAUCGGACGAGCAACUCGAGGCUCACACUCCACUUGAUGAAGAGACACUCAGAGGCGACUUAGAGAUUCCUGCAGAAUUUCAAAGUCCGAUAUCAGAGGAGAAGGCACAACAAGGGUCUCGGGAGGCGGGUACUGUAACAGGCUACCAGGAGGAAGCUAUGCUUGCGGAGGAGAUGGAACCGGGCGGCGAGCCUAACAGUCCAUUUGAUGAAGACAUCCCUGGCAGCGACUUCGAUACUGGUACUGGAUGGUCUCAGGAUUCGCCUAUUGUAUUCGAUACUGCUAGGAAGAACGACACUCUUGAGGGGCUUGUGGCGAAAGAAGCAAUUCAAGUGCCAGACAUCGAAGAGGAUGAAGGACGUAUUGUACUGACUACUCCAGAGCAACAGGCACCUGUGGAGGAAGGACGAGAAAGUACACUUCGAACUCCUGUGCAGCAGUUCUGCCCAUCUGUCAAAGUGAUAAACAUCGAAGAAUCCCCUUUCACAUCAAGAAAGUUCGGAGAUGCAAAAGAAGACGGUUCUCAAGGGAAAACCGCAGUUAGUCGCCGAGGUGAGCACUUACCUUACGAAGUUAAUAUAUGUGUAAUAUUGUACCUAGAACGAGAGAUGAUUUUUCAGUUUUGCAUGCUGUUGUGCAUUGGAACUGUUCCAUCUUUAUUUGCAUAUAUGUAGUGUGCCUUAUAGUGCGUCCGAAUCGGUAAAUAAAGCACACGAUCGACU